AUGGAGCCCAACAGCCCCAAAAAGAUACAGUUUGCUGUGCCCUUAUUCCAGAGUCAGAUUGCCCCUGAGGCCGCAGAGCAGCUGGGCCUUUGUUGUUUUCAGAUCAGGAAAAGAAGACCGACACCAGCCUCCCUCGUGAUUCUCAAUGAGCACAACACCCCAGAAAUUGAAGAGAAGAGAGUGAGCAACACACAGGAAGAACUGCAGAACGCAUCCCCUAAGCAAAGGAAGCAGAGUGUGUUCACGCCGCCUGCCCUGAAAGGGGUUAAGCAUCUGAAAGGCCAGAAUGGAUCAGCAUUCCCUGAAGAAGAAGAAAGUGCAAGUGAAAGAGAUGAGAAGUGGGACCAUGAAUAGCCCAUCUGCAGCAAGAAGACUUCUUGGGAAUAACUGGAUUGUAUACUCUUCUGAUACCCAAAGCUCCGGCUCCAGCAUCCUCUUCCGUCCCAUCCUCACACCCACAGCAGCGCGGUCCUCACCGAAGCCUCCCUGACUGAACUGUGAAACCCAGUGCAGAUUGUUGUGUACCCGCAGUAAAGAAUGGGCACUUAUUUUAAAGCAGCUUUUCUUUUAAACUAAUCAUACCU
Psammomys obesus (fat sand rat) is the source of this 584-nucleotide messenger RNA. RefSeq names its product protein phosphatase 1 regulatory inhibitor subunit 1C (gene Ppp1r1c). The transcript is spliced from 5 exons. Bases 1 to 354 code for a protein of 117 amino acids. Gene Ontology annotation, biological process: intracellular signal transduction. Lineage: Eukaryota; Metazoa; Chordata; Mammalia; Rodentia; Muridae. The record is from RefSeq and is a predicted model, not a curated record. Gene Ontology annotation, molecular function: protein phosphatase inhibitor activity. Gene Ontology annotation, cellular component: cytoplasm.